Molecule: messenger RNA, 330 nt
Organism: Colletotrichum spaethianum
Lineage: Eukaryota; Fungi; Ascomycota; Sordariomycetes; Glomerellales; Glomerellaceae
Exons: 1
Coding region: 1-330 (109 amino acids)
Source: RefSeq, a predicted model, not a curated record
AUGGGCGAAAAGUUCAUUGUUGAGUUCGGUAGCAGCAAGGUGUGUUCAUCCAUUUGCAUUCAUCCACCAGCUGUUGCAGUGCCGCGCUGGAGCGACGUAGAUCUGACGAUGACGCUACAGGAUGAGGACAGAGAGGCUCUGAUCAACAAGUUGACCGCCGACGAGAGAACCAAAGUCGUCAAGCGGUUCGAUCACGCGAUCUUCUCUGGAGUUGUUAUCGAGACUGGCAAUCAUAACAUGGACACUCUCCGGGCCAUUCCGAAUGUUGGCAAUGUGUGGCCAUCCAGAAAUGAGGGGAUGCUAGGCGCGCUUGGAGGGUCGCAGUCGUAA